AUGCUUGCACUAGUGAAUCCGUUUCCGCCUGAUGUUCACCGUGCUUCACAGCCAUCUACUCGUAAAUCAUCAUCUUCAGCAACAAGAUCUUCUUCCGCCACACUGUCAUCCCACCACCCACCGUCGCUGCAGCGGCAACCUUCCGCACCCAACUCACAACCCGCAGUUCACUUCCAACUCCCGCGGGUCCAACAACACUAUCAUCCUGCUCCACCACCUAUCCAAAUUCCCCUUCCGAAUCCCCCGACGCCCCUUCAGCCAGCACCAUUCGACAUACACACCUACCCCUCCACCGAUCUCCUCAAAUUACUCGCUUCGCUUCUUACCCAGAUAGCAGCGACGAACGACCACCUCUCACCACACCCAUCAUCUCCCAGUUCAGCCCACCACUCUGCCACCUCUCCCAUCGACUUUGACCACGCUCCACAUCCGCCUAUUUGGUACACGCUUACAACAGCAUCAAGAGGCGCUUUCACAACCCCCGUAUCCACCCUCACCUUCCACGCACGAAAUGUCCCCACCAUCACACUCGAAGCCUACCUCCUCCGCAUACUCAAAUACUGUCCAACCACAAACCACGUCUUCCUCUCCCUUCUCGUCUAUUUCGAUCGCAUGUCCAAGCUGAGCCAAGACGCUACAGGACGGGCGUUCGUCAUUGAUUCAUAUAACAUCCAUCGAUUGGUCAUUGCGGGCGUAACAGUCGCAAGCAAAUUCUUCAGCGAUGUAUUUUACACAAACUCGCGAUACGCAAAGGUCGGCGGUCUGCCCCUUCCAGAACUUAAUCAGUUGGAGCUUCAGUUCUUGCUACUCAAUGACUUUCGACUCGUCAUAUCCAGCGCGGAGAUGCAGCGCUAUGCAGAGCAGUUGAUGGUUUUUUCGCGAUCGAGUGAUCCUGCGCUUUUGUUGAAGCAUCCUGCCAUACAACAACCUCAACCCGUCGCCUCUUCAUCAUCAGCGUCAUCAUCACCUCACCGCCAAAAUAAAACCAGCCCCCUAAGGGUCGUGUCGCCUAAAGGGAUGGGCGCGAUAGACGCUUACGGAGGCCACGUACCGAGUUCCGAAUCUCAUGCUGCUUCUAUGGCAAAAAUGCAAGCUGGUGUCCCGAAAUUGAGCUACCCUAUUCCUAGAACACCGCGUAGUGCGGGUGUUAAUGGUCAUCCUCCUCCACCGCCGUCCCCUGAUACGCCGGACGACGAGGACGAGGUGGAGACGGAGACGGAGACGGAAACAGAGACGGAUGGAGGAUCAACGACAGACGACGAGCCUACGAUUCGACCUGGUGAUGGUGGGAGCGUGUGUAGUAGUGUGAGGAGCAGGAGGAAUAGUUUGGCUAGUAGUGUUUGGGGGGACGAGGAUGAGGAUGGGGAGAUGGAGGUUGUUGUUGAUUCUGAGGCUAGGGAGGGUGGACGUGGACAGGAGGAUGGGGAGAGGACUCCGGAUACGUUUGGGAAUGGUGGGAAUGGAGGUGGGGUGAAUGGACAUGGACAUCAUGGAAGGGAUGGAGAUCAUGCUAUGGGGAGUCCCUGA
This is a messenger RNA of Laccaria bicolor S238N-H82, 1527 nucleotides long. RefSeq lists its product as uncharacterized. The transcript has 2 exons. Gene Ontology annotation, biological process: regulation of cyclin-dependent protein serine/threonine kinase activity. Lineage: Eukaryota; Fungi; Basidiomycota; Agaricomycetes; Agaricales; Hydnangiaceae. The record is from RefSeq and is a predicted model, not a curated record. The coding region runs from base 1 to 1527 and encodes 508 amino acids. Gene Ontology annotation, cellular component: cyclin-dependent protein kinase holoenzyme complex; nucleus. Gene Ontology annotation, molecular function: protein kinase binding; cyclin-dependent protein serine/threonine kinase regulator activity.